AUGCCAGCAGCUACAGCGCAACCGGUAGCCGCCGGGCUGUCCCGAAGCACGGGCAGCAGUUCUCACUCGACGCACCGCGGUGUCACUACAUUGAAGCAGUGUCUGGGGGCUGCUAGUCCGUUCGCCGACGAGGAGCGGUGCCAUCUCGAAUCCUGCUGCUGCUGGAGCAGGAAGGUAGAGGAUCGAGCGCUGGUACUGUCGCAGACUUGUACAUAUUGCUAUUGGUGUGGGGCGACAAGAAGAGUAGUUUUUCUCGUAUUUGUCGACCGCCGCCUAUUCGUCUCGGGAAGGCUUCGCUGGCCACCGCCACCGCUGAAUGCUUGCAAGCAGUUGGCGCGGGUAUUCCAUUCAUCGAUCUCAUUUAUCGUGUACCUCUGUGAGCAGUUGACUUGCGAAGGAGUUGCAAUGGCAGAGAAGCGUAAGCUACUCAACGAAAUCGACAAGUGCUUCAAGAAGGUGGAAGAAGGGGUUGAAUUGUUUGAAGAAACAAUGGCCAAAAUGCAGGAGGCCAACAGUGACAAUCAGAGGGAGAAGUUCCAGGAUGAUUUGAAAAAAGAAAUAAAGAAGUUGCAAAGGCUGAGGGAUCAGAUCAAGGGCUGGCAAAAUUCAUCAGACAUUAAGGACAAGGAUAAGUUAACAUCAUAUCGAAAACUGAUCGAGCAGAGGAUGGAACAGUUCAAGGACAUCGAACGAGAGAAUAAGACAAAGCCACACAGCAAGCAGGGCUUAUCAGCCGAAGAGAAGCUCGAUCCUCGGGAAAAAGAGAAGGCUGAGACAGUGGAGUGGUUGCAGAUCCGGUGCUUGGAGGAUGAAGCAGAUAAAACCGAAUCGCAAAUCGAGUCGUUGUCGACCGCUGACCAGACAAGGAAGAAGGGCAAAAGGGAUGAUCCGAAGAAAGGAGAAAAAGAGAGGUUGAAAAGGCUGGAUGACUUGAGGAAGCACCUGGAACGAAUAAGAUUUCAUGUGUCGAAAUUAGAAAUCUGCAUGAGACUGGUCAAUAACGAAACACUAGAAAGCAAGAAGGUAAUGGAUGCGCUCAGGGAACCUUUUGAGCUGUAUAUUGAAGCACUGGAUCCAGAAGGCGAAAAUGACCCGGAAUCAUUUGAUCCGGAAACUACAGGUGAUGCCUUACCAUCCUGCUUCGCCUCCUUCAACAACUGCUUUGAGCAACUAGCUAGUUAG
Messenger RNA from Gongylonema pulchrum, 1182 nucleotides. The record is from the annotation of a GenBank genome assembly. Lineage: Eukaryota; Metazoa; Nematoda; Chromadorea; Rhabditida; Gongylonematidae.